This is a messenger RNA of Benincasa hispida (wax gourd), 435 nucleotides long. The record is from RefSeq and is a predicted model, not a curated record. Lineage: Eukaryota; Viridiplantae; Streptophyta; Magnoliopsida; Cucurbitales; Cucurbitaceae.
AUGCCAAAAUACGCCAAGUUUUUGAAGGAUAUGGUGUCAAAGAAAAGAAGCACAGGAAAGUUCGCUAUGGUGGCAUUGACGCAAAAAUCAAACACUAUAAUCCCACCGAAGAUAUACGAACCAGGCAGCUUUACGAUACCCUGCUCAAUUGGAGGGAUCUACAUCGGUCAAGCACUAAGCAAUCUUGGGACCAGCAUAAAUUUAAUGCCCCUUUCAAUCUUCAAACAGUUGAAUGUGGUUCAAUUGACCCCCACGACGGUGACUCUUCAGCUUGCAGACAAGUCUCUAGUACACCAUGAAGGAAAGUUGAAGGAUGUCUUGGUUACAAUCAAUAAAUUCAUUCUACCGGCAGACUUCAUCAUUCGAGAUUAUGAGGCGGACAAAGAUGUGCCAAUCAUAUUAGGACAACCAUUUUUAUCUACUGGUCGUGCUUAA